GGUUGAAGUGAAGGAUCUGUACUUCACCAAGUUUGCAGCAUCUCUAUACAUAUAUAUAUAGAUAUAAAAACUGCAAUGUUUCGGUAUGAAACACUUCAUGCUGGAUGUAACCGCAUUUCAGAAGCAGCUUCGUGGACGAAAAAAUUUGGGUUGGUUUAUGGUGCUGAAAAACUCAUAGCGAUUGCAGAUCCUUUUAAAGAAAUUCAAUAUCUAAUAGCUGGUCAUACGGACAGAAUAAAUUGUAUUGAAGAGUUUACUACUGAAAAAACGUUAAUUAUUUCAGGAUCAUCGGACAAGACAAUUCGUUUAUGGGAAAAGGAUGAAGAAAAUGAUUCCUUUAUUAUAAUCCAAACAAUAAAUUUGGAUGCUACCCCAGAAAGCCUCAAUAUUAAUGGUGAUCUGAUUAUUGCUGGGUGUUCUAACAGCGAAUGCGUCGUUUUCCAAUGGAAAGGAGCAAGUGAGAUGUUAAAAGAAAUAACACGAUUUCACACGGGAGAAUUGAUUCCAAUGAAUCUGGAAACGAUAAAGUUCAAGGACGGAAUUGUUUUAGUAGUCGGUGGCUCUAACAAACGAAUAAACGUUUAUGGCAGUGACAGUACAUCAAUUCACUUUGAAUUAAAGGCUGUUCUAACAGGUCAUCUUGAUUGGGUACGAUGUUUGGCUGUUCGACAAACUUCUGAAUCGAUGGCUACAAUGGUCUCCGGCAGUCAGGAUCGUUAUAUGCGACUUUGGAAAAUCUCCCUCUGGGAAGAAAAAGAUGAAGCCACUUCUGAUGAAUUUUCUGAAACACUGUUAUCCAAUAAGCCCAUCCGGUUUACUCUUAAUGGAGUGGAGUAUAAGAUCGUCUUUGAUGCUCUUUUAAUGGGCCAUGAAGAUUGGAUUAUGAACGUACAGUGGCAUCCUACCGAAGAAAUCAUCCUAUCUUCCUCUUCUGAUUCUUCGUUAAUGGUGUGGGAGCCCGAUGCAGCUACCGGUAUUUGGGUACCAAACGGACGCAUGGGUGAAAUCGCGUCUUCUCACGGUUCAACGACAGCAACUGGGAGUGCAGGUGGCUUCUGGGGAGGUUUUUGGAGCCCUGACGGUAAUGCGGUCGCCUGUUGGGGAAGAACAGGAGGUUGGAGAUUAUGGAAGAAGUCUGGAAGUGGUUGGGAGCAGCUUCCUUCUGUCUCUGGACAUACUAAACCAGUAAAAUCUGUGGCUUGGGAUCCCCAGGGUCAGUUCUUUUUUACAGUAAGUUUGGACCAAACUACUCGUCUUUAUGCUUCUUACGAGCAAGAUAACACAUGGAGAGAGAUGGCUCGACCACAGAUUCAUGGUUAUGAUUUGACAACAGUUCAGUGCUUGCCCUCACGAAUCGGUUUUAUCAGUUGUGCCGAUGAAAAGGUUACGCGUGUUUUCGAAUUCCCAAAAACGAUUGCUAGAUUGUUAAGACGCCUUUGCGGUACUCAAAUAUUUGAAGAAAAGCUUCCAGAAGCCGCCAAUGUUCCUCUCUUAGGCCUAUCUAAUAAAGCAACAACUGCUACUGAAACAGGUACAGUAAAUGCUGACGAAGUUCAAACUCCAUUAAUUGAAGUUAUUGACUCCUUGCAACAUCCGCCCUUUGAAGAACACUUGCAGCGUUUGCUAUUAUUUCCAGAAAUUGAAAAGAUUUAUGGUCACGGGUACGAAGUUUAUGCCUGCGAUGUUUCACAUAAAGGUGAUUACAUUGCAACGUCUUGCAAAUCUCAAUCUCCUGAACACGCCAUAAUUCGCUUAUACGAUACCAAUGUUUGGAAACAGCAGCAGAUGCUUUCUGGUCAUUCACUCACUGUAACAACCAUAAAGUUUUCACACGACGAUAAAUACUUAUUGAGCGCAGGACGUGAUCGACUAGUUUGCAUUCAUCAAUUCUCUGAUGUAGAAUCGAAGUACAUCCCUUAUGUCGUUAUUAAAGCGCACUCCCGUAUUAUUUGGGAUGCUGCUUGGGCACCAAAGGAAAUGGGUUAUUUAUUUGCUACAGCUUCAAGGGACAAAAUGGUUAAACUUUGGCAAGUUUUGGAUGAUAAGAAAAUUAAAGAUGUGGUAGCUUUACAGUUUGCAGAUGCUGUAACUGCAUUGGAUAUUGCACCUUUCUUUCAUGAUGAUCAUCUCUUAAUGGCAGUAGGUACGGAAUCAGGUAAAACGUACGUUUGGAAAUGUCCUAAAGAUGAUCUAACAAAAUGGACUCCUUUACGACUGCCGGAUACGAUGUCUCCUAAGGAAUCAAUAAACAAAAUUGCUUGGAGACCAGUAUAUGACAAAAAAGGAAGCUACUCUUUGUUGUUAGCUGGCGAAGAUACAUCGAUUCGGAUGCUUCGGGUUCAGCUCAACUAAAAUAAAUGUAUAAAAUCAUUGGGUUUUUUUGGACUGCGUCGAAUAAUAUUUGUUAAUACAAAUUUCAAAAGAACAAGCACCGUGUACUUACAAUGCAAAAGUUGUUUUUUGAACAUCUAAUCACUACGAAAACUUCAUGGAGCUAAGACAAUUUUGAUUAAGUUCAUUUCUUUGUUAACGGUCAUGCGAGCUGAUUAUAAUGUCUCAUGGGAGUUUAACUACAAAAUUUAGUACGUAAGUAAUGAUUUACACAACAACUGCAUUGAUUGAAGUAGACUGCUUGUCCUGGUUGGUUUCAUUCGUAUCUCAAAUGAUGUAAACGAAAUUCUUUGAUUUAAAUUAAUGCUGCUAAGAAUCGUUUACAACGUUUCAUCAAUUUAGUAAUUAGCUAAAUUGCUUCUAUAGAUACUUCUUUAUUAGCUAUUAGUGUAUUCUUUCAACACAUAUUUUGGUUCCAUUAUGUAAAUAAGGUACACCAAGUAUGAAAUUACUUCCUCUAACUACUUCACACCAGGAUUAAGUACAAGAACAAAAGAGAACCAAGAAUAGAAGAGUUCCAAUAUUAUUCAUAAAAUAGACAUUCUU
Molecule: messenger RNA, 2937 nt
Organism: Schizosaccharomyces octosporus yFS286
Lineage: Eukaryota; Fungi; Ascomycota; Schizosaccharomycetes; Schizosaccharomycetales; Schizosaccharomycetaceae
Product: elongator complex subunit Elp2
Exons: 3
Coding region: 76-2352 (758 amino acids)
Biological process (GO): tRNA wobble uridine modification
Cellular component (GO): elongator holoenzyme complex
Molecular function (GO): protein binding
Source: RefSeq, a predicted model, not a curated record